This is a messenger RNA of Strigops habroptila (Kakapo), 6857 nucleotides long. It is a transcript of the gene GARNL3, whose product is annotated as GTPase activating Rap/RanGAP domain like 3. Gene Ontology annotation, cellular component: cytoplasm. The record is from RefSeq and is a predicted model, not a curated record. The transcript is spliced from 29 exons. Lineage: Eukaryota; Metazoa; Chordata; Aves; Psittaciformes; Psittacidae. Gene Ontology annotation, molecular function: GTPase activator activity. Bases 2619 to 5111 code for a protein of 830 amino acids. Gene Ontology annotation, biological process: activation of GTPase activity; regulation of small GTPase mediated signal transduction.
GUCUGGAUCUGGCCGUGGCUGUCACCAACUCCAAACACACCUGCCCUUGUUCGCCAAACAUGCAAAUCCUUCCCAGUUCUGACCAUCCUGAAAACAACUCAUUUCCCACCAUCUCCCCUUGCAUCAAAAACAUUCUGGUCAGUCAAUCAAGGAAACAGAUAACAAAAAGCAAAAUCUCAACUAAUCUUUGUGGCUGAAGAAAGAGCUUAUUGUUUGCCUCCCUCUAAGCCCGCCUUGUAUCCUGCACUUCCCCAGUCCUCCUCACACCUUCUUCUCUUUAUUGCCAGGGAAAGAAAAUCCUGGUCUUUGGGCUGUUUUGUUUAGCAAAUGAGGGACAUGCAAAGCAAUAACCCCGGGCAUUUGUCAGAAGGAGAGAGGUGCCUCUGUGUCUUCCAGACACCCUUUAGGCACUGAGAGCAGCAGCCCAGAAAUACUAUGAUCAAGGGUGGAUUUAAGUAUGGGCACAGGAUGCAUCUUUCUCUUCCUAAUGACGACAGAGCCACGGGACACCUGCAGGAAGCAGAGCAUGGCAUUACACUGGAACUUAUGCUCAGGUUGUAUUAAGCUCCACAGAGUGGAAUCCCAGAGAAGGAAAACCCUGCAGUUUUCACAUUGUGUCAGCAAUGGUUAGGGAAGGCCUAAAAGGAACCGAGAAGAAGGACAGGGAAGAAUUAGGCUUCAUUUGGGUACAGGUUGUAUUGGGGGGGAGAAAAAGGUAAACUAAAACUUGCUGAGUCCAGUUUUUUCCCACCCCAGACUUGAGAGAAAGUCUCUUCAGUGAAAAAAGGAGAUAAGAGCAGAGUCCCUUGUCCUCACAGCAGGUCAUUCCCCCAGGGCCACACAGUGUAUGUGAUGGGGACACACCAGCAGUUUAGUUCCAGCCCAUCAGCAGGGCACACAAGGAGAAACCUGAAAGCAUUAGACAAUCUAUCUCCCAGAAAUAGCUGCACACACACAUAUCCUUGUGUAGGGCAAACAUUCCUGCUCACAAAGCAGAGAAUUUUUCCCACUUUUCCCCUGGAAUAACACAUCCAAACAGAAGCGAUGGCCAAAAAUAGCCACACCAAAAUUAUUCAAGGAUAAUAAAUCGAUCAGUCGCAUCUCAGCUGAAUGAGAGCCAAGAAAACACAUAUCCCAGCAGAGCUCUGACAAACCAUCUCACAACUAACAGUCACCACAGACACACACUGAUGUUAAGGCUGCAACCCUGAACUGAGACUUGAGAUCUGCCACAUGUUUCCUGUAUGACCUAGGGCAAGAGACAUGAGCUCUGGAUUUCUGAAGUUGUUCAGCUCACUAUGAGGCUCACAGAAAGCUUCACCUCAUCUGUGAGAGGAGGACAAUAAUUCCCCCUCUCUCCUUCAUUUCACUUGUUUAUUUCAACGGUAAGAUAGUCAGGAAUGGGACUGCCCCUCCUUAUCUUCUACAUACAGCACCUCCACAAUGAAGCCUUGAUCUCGGCUGGAACGCCCAAGUGCUACUAAUAACGAGUGAUAGGAACUUAAUUCAGCAAAGCAACCUAUUUCUCUAACUGGCUUAGAAAGAAAUCCUCCAAGCACAGCAAGACCCUUACAUUAAAACCACUAAACUGCCAAAUGAGAGGAGAAACAGGGCAAGCAGAGGAUAAAACAGAGAGGAUAAACCAGACACGAGCAGCGUUUUCACCAGUGAAUAACAUUCCAGAGAGAGAUACAGAGCUGGAUAUGGAUGCUACAAACAUCCUCCUUGAUAUCCUCAUUUUAAAGCUGUUGCUUUAAUACAAGCAUUUUUCAAUCUGGUCCUUGGGCUGAUUUUGACCUGUUGGCCCCAGGGUGAUCUGUGUUCACCAAACCAGAUGGACAGACAGGCAGAGAGCAAAGAGUCCCCAAGAAUGGGGAAAUCUGAGGCUGGGGAGGAGCUGAAUGUGCGCUGAGCUCAGCUUUGCUCCGAUAAGUUUAUCAAGCACUGCCGGCUGCUAACUGUCAGCCGGCAAAGUGGGCCUGUUAGGGAGGAGGAACAGCUCCCAGGGCAAGAUAGGACAGCCCAUGCCUUAUCAGAGUGCCUGAGCCAAAGAGGGAACUGGAGAGUGAGCACUUUCCAACCACUUCAUCUGAACAACAGACAGAUUGGCAGGAAAGGCCUGUCAGCCCUUCGCUUCUGCCACCCAGGCAUCAACAGGGAGCCCCCAUCCACGCAAAUAACCCUGCUCUGUCUCUGAAGAUCUGGGUUGCAGACGUGGAGAGUUUAGCAGAAAGCAUUACGGAUCUGUGGAGCUUCUUAUAUCUAGCGAUGCUGAUGGAGCCAUUCAAAGAGCUGGACGGUUCCGUGUGGAAAAUGGCUCCUCUGGUGAGAAUACAGACUACACUCCCGGCACAUGGCACAGAACGGACGUGCAUUUGGAAAACCCAGAGUAUCAUACAAGAUGGUAUUUCAAAUAUUUUUUAGGGAAAGUUCAUCAAAAUUACAUAGGUACUGAUGCAGAGAAGAACCCUUUCUUUCUGUCUGUUGUACUGUCUGACCAAAAUAAUCAGCGUGUUCCUCAAUACCAUGCAAUACUUUGGAGAAAAACUGGUACUCAGAAAAUAUGUCUCCCAUAUAGUCCCACAAAAACAUUAUCAGUGAAAUCUAUAUUAAGUGCUAUGAGUCUUGACAAAUUUGAGAAGAGCCCAAGGGAAAUCUUUCAUCCUGAGAUACAAAAGGAUUUACUGGUUCUUGAAGAGCAAGAGGGAUCUGUAAAUUUUAAAUUUGGAAUCCUUUAUGCUAAGGAUGGGCAGCUUACAGAUGAUGAAAUGUUCAGCAAUGAAAUGGGAAGUGAAAGCUUUCAGAGAUUUUUGCAUCUCUUGGGUGACACAGUUACUUUGAAAGGCUGGACAGGCUACAGAGGAGGACUGGACACUAAAAAUGAUACAACAGGAAUCUUUUCCAUCUAUACAGUUUUUCAAGGGCAUGAAAUCAUGUUCCAUGUUUCAACCAUGCUACCAUAUUCUAGAGAGAACAAGCAGCAGGUAGAAAGGAAGCGACACAUUGGGAACGACAUUGUCACUAUCGUGUUUCAGGAAGGCGAAGAGUCUUCUCCAGCAUUCAAGCCAUCCAUGAUUCGCUCUCAUUUUACACAUAUUUUUGCCUUAGUGAGAUACAAUAAGCAGAAUGAUAGUUACAGGCUGAAAAUAUUUUCAGAAGAAAGUGUUCCUCUCUUUGGGCCUCCCCUUCCAUCCCCACCUGUGUUUACAAAUCACCAGGAAUUCAGGGAUUUUUUGUUAGUGAAAUUAAUCAAUGGGGAAAAAGCCACCUUGGAAACCCCAACAUUUUCCCAGAAACGUCAGCGCACUCUGGACAUGCUGAUCCGCUCUUUAUACCAAGACCUGAUGCCUGAUCUACACAAGAACAUGCUCAACAGAAGAUCCUUCAGUGAUGUCCUACCAGAGUCACCAAAAUCAACACGGAAGAAAGAGGAAGCCCGGCAAGCAGAGUUUGUCCGACUUGGUCAGGCAUUGAAACUGAAAACCACUGUGAAAGGGGAUGCCACAGCUAACUUGGCAACCACAAGCUUUUGUAAAAAGGAGCCUUGGGAAUCUCAAUCUUUCUGCAGUAAUUUUCCUCAUGAGGUUGUCUGUGCAGAUUCUUGGGGCCAGUCCUUGCUGGUUUCUACAGAUGCUGGCAUCUUGUUAAUAGAUGAUGGUCAACCCUCAGUGCAAGUGUUUGAUAAAACUCUCCAAGUAAAGCAGAUGCAUGUGCUGGAAACUCUGGAUCUUUUGAUUGCUCGAACAGACAAAGGCAAAGACUCUCGUCUCCUUGUCUUCAGACUCAGUGCUGUCCAAAAGGAUAUAGAAACAAAGCAAAUCAUAAGAAGCAAAUACGACUGCAGAGAAAAUAAACUGGAGAGAACAAAAGGCUGCCAUUUGUAUGCCAUUAAUACUCACCAUGGCAGUGAACUGAGGAUUGUCGUGGCUAUUCGCAACAAACUACUUCUCGUCACAAAGAAAUACAAUCCAUGCAACAGUUUAACCAGCAGCUCUCUGCUGUCCUCAUCUGAAUCUCCAGUAGAGGAGUUCCAGUACAUCCGGGAAAUAUGCCUUUCUGACCCUCCCGUGGUUAUGACGCUGGUGGAUGGGCCUACUGGAGACAGUGACAAUAUGAUCUGUGUAGCGUAUCGGCAUCAGUUUGAUUUAGUUAAUGAGAGCACUGGGGAGUCCUACAGACUGCAUCACGUUGAAACAAACAAGGUUAAUUUUGUUGCAGCUAUUGAUGUAUAUGAAGAUGGUGAAGCUGGUCUACUGUUGUGUUACAACUAUGUUUGCCAGUACAGAAAGGUACAUCCUUUCAAUGGAGGUUCUCCACUAAUCCAGCCAUCAGCUUAUGACUUCCACUUCAGCUGGAAUCAAGUCCCUUAUGCUGUUGUCUGUGCUUUCCCUUAUAUCCUUGCCUUCACUACUGAUUCCAUUGAGAUCCGAUUAGUGGUGAAUGGGAACUUAGUCCACACAGCAGUUGUGCCUGAGCUUCAACUUGUAGCAUCAAAGUCAGAUAUUUAUUUUAAAGCUACUGCUGCAGUAAGUGGAUCAUCUGACAGCAGCUCCAAGGAAAUGAGUUCAAGGAGUUCUCCUCAAACACCGACAGCUUAUGAAAUGCCAGAAAGUCCUCUUUCUUCUCUAGAAGGUGAAAUUCCCUGCAAGAACUUAUACAAAAUUCCUCUCAGUAACCUGGUUGGGCGAAGCAUUGAACGACCUCUGAAGUCACCUUUGGCUCCCAAGGUCAUCACUACCACAACCUCCAGCAGCACUCCCUCUCUGCCCGUUACUCACUCACUCUCCUUAUCUCGUAUGGAAAUUAAAGAAAUUGCAAGCAGAACACGUAAAGAAUUGCUGGGCCUCCUGGAUGAGCCUAUACCCAAGACAGAAACUGCACCGAAGCAAAAAAAGGCUCCUCGAAGACAGUCAGACCCCAAGCAGGGAGCAGUAAGAUCAACCAGUAGUGACAGGAUAAUCUCAAGCUCUUUUGAAAGCUGUUCUGAAGGACGUCAUCUUUCCACUAGUUCAGAUCCGGAUACUUUAGCCAACAGGGAGGAGAGCUCACCAUCCAGCUGUCCCUUUCAGCCCAUUUCUUUAUAUGAUGAAGACAUCAUUGACUUGAAGUGAAGACAGUCUUAAACCUUUCUUCCUUACUUUACAUUUUCUUACAACUCUGUGAGCUCUGUGGGAAUGUCACAAACACUGCUUCUAGUGGUAAAAUGUGGCUGGAAGUAUUGGUGAUUAAUCUUUAUAGAACCCAUGUUGUUCUGGAUAGUUCAGCCUGAUUUGGUGAUGCUUAUAUCUUUGACAUAGGUAUGUUUUGUUUUCUCAGUUAACGACCCAUUACUUUUUGUGGAAUUCUAACAGUAGGUUAUCAAUGAGAGAUUUAGGCUGAAAAUGAAGUAAAUAAAAAGUAUUACUUGUUCUGAGCUUCUUGUAAUUUGAAGUACCUGAGUGACAAGAGCUAAGUUAAUCACUGUUAUUACUAUCUUGAGUUGUUUUACAACAGUGUAUGUCAUGUGGGAAGAGGAAUUUUAUGACAUAAAUCACUCCUUUUGGUUUUCAAGUCUUUAAAAAACCAACCAAACCAAAGGCUUGCAGGCAAGGUCUUUCCAACCAGUCACUCUGUCCUCCAAAUGGUGCAGCUGGGGUAUGUUCAGUGAAGAAUCAAGGAUGUUCUAUAAAGAUCAGGUAAGAUAUGAAGAUGCUGCUUCCUUUGCUCUGGCCUGUCCAUGCAUAUUUUUUAGAUAAACUUGAAAACUGUUUUGGAGUCAAGAAUCCUUGAACUGAGACUUUUUAUAGAAAACACAAACUCUCAAAAUAUUCUUUAAGAAUUGGAAGUUAAACAAAACAACAAAAAAAUACCCAACACCAAGCAAAAAACCCCAAACCAAGUGCAUUUCUCCAUCUCCUGCAACACUGCAGUAGCUGUUGCCUGCUCUUGCACCAACAGUGUAAGUCAUUAUUCCAGAUAAUCAGCUUUUUCUAACUGGAUCCAGAUGGAAAUUGCACUGCUAAGAAGCUAGUUUUCUAUGAUGAAAUAGUCAUCUUAAAGCUUUUGUUAGGUUAAAGGACAGGGUUUCAUUUUUAAAGCUUAUUAUUUUUCAACCCUUUCCUCUAUGCCAAUAAUUUUAUUUCAAACCAUAUUUUGAAAGGGUUUGCGUUUGUUUGGGGGGUUUUGUUUUGCUUGUUUUGUUCUUCCAUGAAAGAGUGAUGCUUCCAGGCUUUUAAUAGAUACAGAAAGAUUUUAGCUUUAGUAGCAAGUAUUUCUUGUUCUAUAUGUAGAAAUACUUCUGUAGCCUUGAUUUUAUUUUAUAAUACCAUUCCUGUGUCAUGAUUUCACUUUCUUUCCAAGCAUGCCCAUCUGGGGACGUGUGCCUUUUGCUUCAGUCUGUCUGAAUGUAAAACUCUUUUUGCAAAGUAUUUGUUGCCCAGAUUAUUGUGUACAAUGGUUUAACUGCUCCACCUAAGAAAAUACACAAUGCCUUACCUGAAAGGAUCAUUUCUUACUCUCAGCUGGAGUGGCCAAUAAGGAAAGAAGCAAUAUUUUAAGCAGUAACUAAUCUAGGAGCAGAAGCAGUAUUAACCAGUGGUUACUAUGAUUUUAGUAUUUUUGCACCCAUAAAUGUGUGGGGUGAACCUCAAUAAGCAUCUAAAGGGAAGUGCCAGCUCCAAGUCUUUGCAAGAGCUUGUAACUCUUUUUGAGAAUGUUAUAUCCAGAGCUUGUGUCUCAUCAGAUGCCCAUGAGUUCUGUGCCUCUUGGUGUGAUGAGUUGGCAUCCUCUGACCUAGCUUCUAGCCAUUGUUUCUCUCAAUAUACUGUCUUAAAUCCAUGCCAUUGACUGCUAAUUCCAAUUAAAGCCAACUGGUGGUA